Molecule: messenger RNA, 1121 nt
Organism: Hipposideros armiger (great roundleaf bat)
Lineage: Eukaryota; Metazoa; Chordata; Mammalia; Chiroptera; Hipposideridae
Product: anion exchange protein 4-like
Exons: 6
Coding region: 198-641 (147 amino acids)
Biological process (GO): monoatomic anion transport; regulation of intracellular pH; bicarbonate transport
Cellular component (GO): plasma membrane; basolateral plasma membrane
Molecular function (GO): sodium:bicarbonate symporter activity; solute:inorganic anion antiporter activity
Source: RefSeq, a predicted model, not a curated record
UGGGGGAUCCCUCCACUUCCCUCUUGCCAGGGUCUGUAGUGGUGUCUGGCUUGUGUCUCCAGCCUGGGCACCCCAGGGACUCUCCCCUACCCUGGCUAACUCCUUCUCCCUGCAGGGAGCAGAGGCUGACAGGCCUGGUGGUGUUCAUACUCACAGGAAUCUCCAUUUUCCUGGCACCUGUACUCAAGUUCAUCCCAAUGCCUGUGCUCUACGGCAUCUUCCUGUACAUGGGGGUGGCGGCAAUUAGCAGCAUCCAGUUCACGAAGAGGGUGCAGCUGUUAUUGAUGCCAGCCAAACACCAGCCAGACCUCCUGCUCUUGAGGCAUGUGCCUCUGGGCAGGGUCCACUUCUUCACAGCCAUCCAGCUUGCCUGCCUGGGUCUGCUUUGGAUAGUCAAGUCUACCCCUGCAGCCAUCAUCUUCCCCAUCAUGUUGCUGGGCCUGGUGGGGGUCCGAAAGGCACUGGAGUGGGUCUUCUCAGCACAGGAACUCCUCUGGCUGGAUGAGCUGAUGCCAGGGAAGGAGAAGAGCAUCCCUGAGAAGGGGCUGGAGCCAGAGUACUCAUUCAGUGGAAGUGACAGUAAAGAUUCGGAGUUGAUGUAUCAGCCGAAGGCUCCAGAAAUCAACGUCUCUGUGAAUUAGUUGGAGUAGGAGUCUGGAGACCCCAGGAAACUGAGCAUGAGUUCCUCAGGAACCCCAGAGUCGGGGAGAGGGUAUAACAGCCUCUUCAGGGGGAAGAAGAAAACAAGUGAGGGUACCUGGGCUUGGCUCCUUGCAGCACUGAAGGCUGGCCAGUAGAGGGAGCUCAAGGUCACACCAAACUGGAUGUGGCAUUUGGGAGGUGGGGACGGGAGGAGUUAGAUGACAAAAGAAUAGAAGGAGAGGGAGGAGAAGAAGGAAGGAUGUCUUUUAGCUGCUUUCCUUUGCCUCUGGAGGCUCCUCCCUGGGCUGCUGAGAACCACACUCCAGACAAGUGGAGGGAUUCUCUGUCACUUGCCCUCUCUGCCAUUCCUUCUGGGCACAGGAACUCUGCUGCCAGGCUUUGGGAGAGGAGGGGGAGUCUUCUGACCACCCCCAAUGCUGGGCUUUAAUAGCCAGCAGCGACACUCUUCAGGCUACCUA